Blastocystis hominis is the source of this 675-nucleotide messenger RNA. RefSeq lists its product as hypothetical. Gene Ontology annotation, cellular component: mitochondrial large ribosomal subunit; ribosome. The record is from RefSeq and is a predicted model, not a curated record. The transcript is spliced from 3 exons. Gene Ontology annotation, molecular function: mRNA binding; structural constituent of ribosome. Bases 1 to 675 code for a protein of 224 amino acids. Gene Ontology annotation, biological process: negative regulation of translation; translation. Lineage: Eukaryota; Bigyra; Opalinata; Blastocystidae.
AUGGGUAAACACAAACCGACUUACAACCCAAGCGACCCGGAAUGCGGUGACUACGUAGUUGUUGUGAAUGCGGGUGAUAUGGUGUACUCAAAGAAGACUUACGAAAAGAAAGUAUACCGUUGGUAUACUGGUUGGCCUGGUGGUUUGAAAUCACGUACAUUAAAAGAGAUGGAAGAAAAGAACCCUGAAAAGAUAUUGUGGCAAGCGGUUUAUGGAAUGUUGCCCAAGAACCACUUGCGAAAGGAGCGCAUUCAGAGACUCCGAAUUUACAUGGAGGAGAACCAUCCGCAUGCUCCUCAAGUCCGUGAGACGGACUGGCCGAUUUGGCAUCUGCGUGCUCCCAAGGAGCCUCGCUGCGACGAUGCGAUUCUAUCCUCGCCCGUUCGUGAGAUCCCUGAAGACUGGGGUCGCGUGCUUCUGGAUUGGAACAACUACGAAAAGGACUACAAAGACCCGUACGACAUCGAUUUCAACCGUCUGCAUGAUCUGUAUCUGCGCGCUCAUCCUGAGGAAAUGAAGAAGGAGACGGCGCAGUUCGCGGAUUUGGAGAAACUGAAGGAGGAAACGACGAAAUUGAUCGAAAAGGACGCGGAGGCGAAGAAGAAGGCGGAGGCGGCGAUGAAGAAGAUGAUGGAGGAAGCGAUCGAUGUGGAGAAGAGGGUGAGAAAAGAAUAG